Molecule: messenger RNA, 690 nt
Organism: Phaeodactylum tricornutum CCAP 1055/1
Lineage: Eukaryota; Bacillariophyta; Bacillariophyceae; Surirellales; Neidiaceae
Exons: 1
Coding region: 1-690 (229 amino acids)
Molecular function (GO): S-adenosylmethionine-dependent methyltransferase activity
Source: RefSeq, a predicted model, not a curated record
AUGCCCUUUGCACUCACAAUGAGCAGCAUGACCGAAAAGGUUCUCCAAAAUCCCAAGUGGCCGCCGGAAUGGCCGUAUUCCGCCGAGGAUUUCGCUCGUCAAGACGAAAGCGACGAUGAACUUUUCUACGAAAGUCCAAGGCUAGUCUAUCAUAUUGACGAUGCCGCCGUCGGAGCCCUAACGCAGUACUACGCCGAGGAGUUUAAAGACGGCGAUGAUGUCCUCGAUAUUUGCUCCUCCUGGGUCUGUCAUUACCCGAAUCAAUGGAAAGGAGGAAAGGUCGUGGGUCUGGGAAUGAACGAGUAUGAGCUCAGCCAGAAUCCGGUGUUAGAUUCGUACGUUGUCAAAGAUUUAAACAAGGAGCCAACGAUUCCCUUCGAUGAUAACAGUUUCGACAAGGUAACUUGCGUGGUCUCCGUCGACUAUUUGAACAAGCCGUUGGAAGUCUUCCAGGAAAUUGGUCGUGUGCUACGACCAGGUGGCGAAUGCAUUCUUAGCAUGAGUAACAGGUGUUUUCCCACCAAGGCCUUUCGUAUCUGGCUCCAAACGAGUGACUUGGAACACGUUUUCAUUGCUGGGAGUUUCUUCCACUACGCUGAGAAGUUCGACCCUCCGUCGGGGAAAGAUAUUUCUCCAAACCCAGGCCGUUCCGAUCCAUUGUUUAUAGUUAAAGCAGCUAAAAAGAAAUAA